Messenger RNA from Cuscuta epithymum, 1765 nucleotides. The record is from the annotation of a GenBank genome assembly. NCBI's taxonomy places the organism in Eukaryota, Viridiplantae, Streptophyta, Magnoliopsida, Solanales, Convolvulaceae.
GAGUAUGUAUCUAUAAAUAAGAGUAUCUGGCUCGACAGUCUCUCUUCCACUUUGUUUGUUCAACUUUGGGAAGGCCUAUACAGAGUGAGAGAGUGUGUGAGUUGUGGUGGUAGAGGAGAUUUAUGUCGGGAAGGUCUAUACUGAGUUCUUCUUCUCUUCUGAAUGGGGCUUCUCUGCUGAACCUCAACCUAUCCAUCCUCCUCUCCUCCUCAUCUCUCCCGCACAGAACAGCCGCCGUUGACUCCGCCACUUCGAUGCGUUUGACCACCAAAAAGACUCGUUCUGAAGCGGACUGUUUCGGUGGAUUUCAUUUAAACAGACUGUUACACACUUUCCUGAUCUUGAAUCGACUUCUCAUCUAGUGUCCCUUAGUUACUAAGGAGACAACCUUGAGCCUUACCUUAAACCUUCUUGUUUAGAUUCUUAAUUUUUCCCGAGUUAAAUCCCAGGUUUUUACACCUCUUUCGUCUCCGAUUAGUAAAAGAAUGGCGGAUGGUGAAGAGCGAUUCGGGAAGAAAAUGAAACCCGGGAAGAAAGCGAUGCGGAGAAUCCGGAUCGUGUGUAACGACCCGGAUGCCACCGAUUCCUCCGAGGAUGAAGGGGCUUUUGUUGAUGUGAAGAAAAACCCUAAAAAGCUUUUCGUCAGGGAGAUUCAUCUUCCCAUCUCCGUCACUUUCGGUGGUCCUGCGAGUAACAGUAAAACCUCCCCUGAAACGGAGGUCAGUUCUUGUCAAGAUAGCAACACCAAAAAGAGGGCGCCUUUAUUGUUUGUUAAUAACAAUACUCAUUUCAAAAACAAAAUCUCUUCUUCAUCGGUGAAACCCAGAGGAGUUAGGCAGCGGAAAUGGGGGAAAUGGGCGGCGGAAAUCCGGGAUCCCUUCAAGGGGAGGAGGGUGUGGCUGGGCACUUACAACAGUGCUGAGGAGGCUUCUGCAGUUUAUGAAAAGAAACGUCUUGAGAUUCAAGAAGCUAUGGCUAUGGGGGGCAAGAACAGCAGCAAUCACAUUAUAUCCUCCGACGAGGCCGAAGAGGAGGUGGAGGAGGAGGACUCUGCCGCCACGCCUUCCUCUGUUCUGGAAAUGGACUCUCUGAUCUCUGAGUCCAAUAAUGCCCCCCCUGAGAUGAAUGAAGAUCUGCCUGAAAGUCUUUCUUUGGUGGAAGAUAUUGCGUUUGGUAUGGAAUUGGAAUCCCUUCUUGCUGCCGGAGAUGAUUACCCAGAGUGUCUUGUGGAUGAUUUUGUCGGGUUUCCGGUGGGCUUUGAGGACAUUCCUAUGUAUGGUGGUUUUGAAAUGGAGGAUCAGUUGCCUGUUACUUUGCCGGACUUCGACUUUGACUUUGAUUUUGAUGCUUGCAAUGAAGCAUGGAUGGUUGAAUCUCAACCUCCCCCGGUCAUGACGCCACCGCCUUCGCUCAAUAUAGCUUGCCUAUAAUCUUUUUGCAGUAAUAGUUUUAUGGCAUUACUAUUAGUUCUAAAUGUCAAGUACUUAGCAGUUAUAGUAUAGAGAGUUUACAUUUUGUUGCUAUUCAAGAACAGAUAAGUGUGGUUCUUGAGUUAAAUAAUGCGUUUUUGUUUAUUGGUUUGUUUGUUUGGUCAGAAACAGAGUUUUGGGUGAUAGAGUUCCUUGGGUUUUCUCGUGCUAUUUGAGCCGUCCAAGGUUCUUAAGUCUGUUUCAUGGCAGUCCAUUUUUGGGCUUUGAAAGAUAUAUAAAUAUAUGAAUGAGAGAUGUGCUAAUUAUGGAAUUGUUUAUUUUGCCAACGUUGUUCA